GGGAUAAAAAAAAGACAGAGAGAGAGAGAGAAACAGCAGAGUAAUACAGUGAGGUGAUUUCAGGAAAAGAAGGCAGGAUACGUGACAGUAUGAAGGUGAAUAAUACAGAGAAAAAAGGGAGCAAAAGUGGGUUGGGAGAGGAGGAGGGGUUGCGCUGAAGUGAGCGAGAGGGAGGAGAGGAAGGGAGGCAGGCUAAAUCCUCACACCAUUAUUAUCAGGACUCACAUGCAGCCCCUCCUGUGAUGGAGUGAGAGGAGAUAGAAAGAGAUAAAGAAAAGAUGGAGUUAAAGAGGAAAUGGUAAGCAGGAUUACUGGUGUGACAGCACCGGCAGAUGAGCGGCAGGCAGCGCAACGGUGAGGGAGAGAGAGAGAAACUCUGGUGGGGGGAGAGAGAAAAAAAAACAAGAAGAGAGAAAACAAAUCAGUGCAACAGGAUGAGGACCUGCUAGUGCACAGCCGGCCCGACCCCGCAGACCUGCCAUCUGUCCCGCUGUUCUCUCCGUGUUCCCGACGCUCCCACCAUCAACAAACAUCUGGAUCACAUCGCAUCCAUAUGGAAAAGAGGGCGAGGGGGGUCAGAAAACCCAAAUCUUCUCCUGGAUCCGAGAUGGCACAUCAUCGCUGAGGAGUGGGGGGGAAGGUGGGAGAUCCCUUCACUGCGGAGUAUCAUCACCUCAGAGGGGGCUGAAAACUGGACCAAGAGGAAGGGCAAAAACUUUUGCACCAAACAUGCAGGAGGCUUCCUCAUCCGCCCGUGAGAUUUUCUAACUUCCCAUGGAUCUGUUGCGUCUCUUGCCCCCGAGCAGGGAGAGAGAAAAGGAGACAGAGGAGGUGGAGAGGGGGAGAAAGGGAUGAGACGGCGGGGAAGCGUCACCGCCGCCGCUGCUGAAGUGUUACCGGCGUUUGUGCUCCUCCGCUGAAGAGGCAUUUUAUCACUCUUCCUCCUCCACCCCCUCCACGCCACCCCUGUUCGCUCCUCUCCUCAUCCGACCAGCGGGGAGCCUGAAGGAUACAGACAGGGAGCUAAACACAGUGGGUCUAUGCACAUAUGCACACAUAAAAAAAACCCCACACACACAAACACUGGCUGGCGGUUCGUCUAGGGGCUCCCGCACCUCUCGUCUUCUGUCACCCUCCCUCUUUCUUUCCUCCUUCCUCUCCAAUUUUGAUGUCCUGUCUUCACCUUCAUGACCACUUGUAAAUGCACUCGCUGACAAAAAGAGAGAAGCGAGAGAAGAAGAAGAAGAAGAAGGGGGGGUGGGUGAAGAAAAGAGUUUUUUUUGGGGGGGUGAGGGGGGAGAAACAAGGAGAUCACAUACGCUCGCUGUCACGUUGUGAAGUCCUCCAGGGGAGUGUGCAGACAUCCAAAAAGCUGCCAAACACACUAACGCACACAUACGCUGAUAACUCGCUCUCACACAGAGACUCGGUCUAAAUGCGUACUCCUACAGGUGCUGAGAGGGGAGAGAGGCAGGUGAAAACCGGGUGAAAAAGAGAAAAAGAAAUAUAUAGAAAGAGACGUUUGGGAGAAGGAUGGAGCAGCAGGAGUUGAAGUUGGAUGACGGCAGAAAGCACAGGCAGUAGGCUGCCAACAUGGCCAUUCCCAGGGGACAUCCUCCUCCCUCUCCAUGGCCUCCUCUCCUCCUCUUCCUCCUCCUCCUCCUCAUCUCGUCCCCGCUCCCCCUGCAGGCCCGUCCACUCCUCCUCCACCCGUCCAUCAACGUGGCGGUGGUGUUCAGCGGCUCUAGCUACCAGAAUGAGGUCAGAGGUCGUCUCAGUGGGGAAAACUUUGUCGACCUGCCCGUGGUGGUCAGCCCUGUGACCGUGCUGGUUAACGACACCAACCCACGCGACCUUCUGACACACCUCUGCGAUACCAUGGCAACAGAGAGACUGCAUGGCGUGGUGUUCGAGGAUGAUGUGGGCUCGGGUGCCGGGGCGCAGGUGGCAGAGGUGGCACAGAUCCUGGACUUCCUCUCCACUCAGACAGCUCUGCCGAUUGUGGGCAUCAGUGGCGGCUCUGCAGUUGUCAUACCAUACAAGGCCGAGGGAUCCUCCUUCUUGCAGAUGGGAGCGUCUCUGGAGCAGCAGGUUGUCUGCAUGUUCAAGCUCAUGGAGGAGUACGACUGGGGCGAGUUUGCGGUGAUCACCAGCUUGCUGCCGGGUUACGACACCUUUGUGGAUAUAGUUCAGUCCUACAAGGAGACCUCCUAUUUCCUGUGGAAUAUACAGGAUGUUUUGUCUCUGGAAAUGUCUGUUGGGGCCAAUGACGCGAGGACUAAACGCAUGCUGCAGCAGGUGGACUCUCAGGUCCUGCUGGUGUACUGCUCCCAUGAGGAGGCGCAGUACUUAUUUCGUCAGGCAACCGAGGUGGGUCUGCUGGGGCCAGGCUACAUCUGGAUCCUCCCCAGUCUGGCCGUGGGCAACCCCGAAAGUCCUCCGCCUGACAGCUUCCCUGUCGGUGUUAUUGGAGUGAUUACAGACCAGUGGAGGAAGAGCUUGCGGCAGAGGGUGAGAGAGGGUGUCGCCAUCAUAGCGAAAGGUGCCGAGAGCUUCAAGAAGCAGUACGGUUUUAUUCCUGAUGGACAUGGUGACUGCAACAAACCGGCUAAACAGUCAGACAACAAUACUCUGUUCAGGCACAUGCUGAAUGUGACGUGGGAAAGGAAAGAUCUUUCAUUCAACAACCAAGGUUUCCUCUCCAACCCUUCCAUGGUCAUCGUUGCUCUGGAUCGGGAAAGACUCUGGGACAAGGUGGGAACAUAUGCUCGAGGGAUCCUUCAGGUCCGCUACCCGGUCUGGCCUCGAUAUGGCAGCUUCCUGGAGCAAGUGUCUGAUGACCGUCACCUGACCGUAGCCACGCUGGAGGAGCGUCCCUUUGUCAUAGUUGAGAACGUGGACCCGGGCACUGGCACGUGUGUUCGCAACACGGUGCCCUGCAGGCGCCAGUCCAACCGCACAGAAAGUAUUAUCGGCCACUCUGAGUCCUACACCAAACUGUGCUGUAAGGGCUUCUGCAUAGACAUCCUGAAGAAACUGUCCCGCACCAUCAAGUUCUCAUACGACCUCUACUUGGUCACCAACGGAAAACACGGCAAGCUGGUCCGUGGGACUUGGAACGGCAUGAUUGGGGAGGUUGUGUACAGACGAGCUGACAUGGCCAUCGGCUCUCUCACCAUCAACGAGGAGCGUUCGGAAAUCAUCGACUUCUCCGUGCCGUUUGUUGAGACGGGCAUCAGCGUCAUGGUCGCCCGCAGCAACGGGACAGUUUCCCCAUCCGCCUUCCUCGAGCCCUACAGUCCAGCAGUUUGGGUCAUGAUGUUUGUCAUGUGCCUGACCGUGGUGGCGGUGACGGUUUUUGUGUUCGAAUACUUCAGUCCAGUCGGCUACAACCGCAGCCUGGUCAGCGCCAAAUCUCCCGGUGGUCCGACGUUCACCAUCGGGAAGUCAGUGUGGCUGUUGUGGGGCAUCGUCUUCAACAACUCGGUCCCCAUUGAAAACCCUAAAGGAACAACCAGUAAGAUCAUGGUGCUGGUGUGGGCCUUCUUUGCUGUCAUCUUCCUGGCUUCAUACACUGCCAACCUGGCUGCCUUCAUGAUCCAGGAACAGUAUAUCGACACAGUGUCUGGGCUCUCUGACAAGAAGUUCCAGAAACCACAUGAGCAUUACCCUCCUUUUCGCUUCGGGACCGUCCCAAAUGGGAGCACGGAGAGGAACAUCCGAAGCAACUACCCCGACAUGCACACGCACAUGAUGAAAUACAACCAGAAGGGGGUGGAAGAAGCUCUAGAAAGCCUCAAAACCGGGAAGCUGGACGCCUUCAUCUAUGACGCUGCUGUUUUGAACUACAUGGCCGGGAAGGAUGAGGGCUGCAAGCUGGUGACCAUCGGCAGUGGGAAAGUGUUUGCCACCACGGGAUACGGCAUCGCUCUGCAGAAGGACUCCCGCUGGAAACGGCAUAUUGACCUGGCGCUGCUGCAGUUCCUCGGAGACGGAGACACCCAGCGCUUGGAGACGGUGUGGUUGUCGGGCAUCUGCCAGAACGAGAAGAAUGAAGUGAUGAGCAGCAAGCUGGACAUCGACAACAUGGCGGGCGUCUUCUACAUGCUGCUAGUGGCCAUGGGCCUCAGUCUGCUGGUCUUUGCCUGGGAACACCUGCUUUACUGGAAACUACGACACUCCCUCCGCAAGUCUCACAAACUUGACUUCCUGUUGGCCAUCAGCAGGGCUAUUUACAGUUGUUUCAAUGGAGUGGAGGAUCCUGGCCGUUCAUCUGGUUUGGCCAAACCUGACCUGACGUCCAACUACGCUCAAGCAAACAUGCUAAAGAUGCUUCGCACUGCCAAAGACCUUGUUUCCACUGCCAAUGUUGAGACCUCUCUGGACAACGCCACCAAAACCAUUGAGCAGUUGAGUCGUCAUGGCGGCAGCUUGCCCAUUCGGGUUCCACAAGUCGCCACAGAGACCGUACCGGGAGGAUUCGCUUAUAUUACGGAGAAUCAUUGCCCACUUCCCCAGCGCUCCAUAACUCCACCUUUGACUGCCGUUACCUCUCUGAAACACCACAGGGGUGUGACAAGGCCCACGCCACUGCGUUACACUCUUCCCACUCACUCUUCGUCAUGUCUGUAUGACCGGCCACUUCCUGUGUCCAGCCUCAGUAGCCCACACCUCGCUGUGGGUGAGCCCCUCCCUCAUCAGCACCCACACCACUACCAGACAACUGGGAGACUCUACGUAGACACCCAUCCUCAUUCGCCCUUCAUCCCCUACGCUGAUCUUCAACUACCUGACAUCUACGCCUCUCACCCGAUCACUUCGCCUCAAAGCCAGCACAUCCCAGCAGGCUUUUCUCGACGGAAACGGAGGUCCAAGAGUUUCCAGUGUGAGGACGGGGAUGUAGAGAGGAGAAAACACAGGGAUAAGGAAAAGAGCGACAAAGGUCCUGUCUGUCUGAGUGAGCUCAAGGCCAACCACCUCCAAGAGAACCACAUCUCCGCCCCCAGCGUUGACAGCCUCUACGCAGGGGAGGUGAUGUGUCCUCGGGUAGAGAACUACAGUUCCUGGCCCCCAGAGGACCUCAUGUUGAGAGGGAGACGCAGGCACCGCCGCCCCUCUUUCCUCAAAGCGACAUGGGGCAGCGAGCAGAUGCGCCAGCUUGAAGAAUCCCAGUCAUCCCUCUCCAGCCAAUCACCCUCCACCCUGCCAGACCUGUUCCCAUGCAUUCUUACACCGACCACACCCGCAAAAGCCUGCAACCCUGCCCACCUUCGAAACAACCUGUGCCUCCCACGGAACCAGACCUACCUCCACAUAAGGGAGGACCAAAGGAGGCCCAAUGGGCGUAAGGGCCAGAGGCUGCGCUACUCCCACUCCGCUCACCUCCCCACGUACGGAGAAGCAGUGCGACAUGGAACUGGGUUAGGGCGGGGGGUGGUGCGGAGAGCCACGAGCUUGCUCAGCAGACAGUACACCCACUACCUGAACUCGUACCCUGGACUACCGCUCUACCAUGGCCCCCUAGACCUGCAGCACCACAGCCAGGCCUCCAGCAGCCACCCAAGCCCCAGCCCAGUGUGCCAGCUGCUGGCUUGCGGUGGCGGGAGAUGUGGAAGCCAGCGGGCUUUGCUAUACCAGGACAGUGUGUAUGGGGCCUACGGGGUGUAUCAGGGAUCCCAGACUGGUUCAGAGGCCCAAGCAGGACAGGGAGUUGGGGGUCCACCUGUAGGGAGCCCCUGUGUACUUCGUCCCUGGCGACGGGUGUCGAGUUUGGAGUCUGAGGUGUGAUGGGAAGCCAAAAGGACCUCACAAGACGGAUACUGUGGAGUAACAGACGACAGGACUGCUAAGUUAUGACUUGAAGUAAUUGUGGAUUUUCUAUGUGACUUUGUGUGGUAAAGAAUAGAAGUUUGGGUCAAAUUUAACAGAUGUUUAGGACUUACAGUAUUUGAUGUACACUAAGAUAAGAAGACUGCACUGUUACCAAUUUAUCCUCGAGAAGGCUGUGGAAAGAUGGCGUUGGCAGGUUUUGCUCACUUGCUACUUUCCUACGACAACGCUUGUGUGUUUUCUGUGCUUUAAUGUGCACUAAGAGUCCACGGUGUUGGCGCAUGGUUAAACUAUAACCAGAGUUUUCAUGCUGUGUGUGUGUGUGUUGUGUAUAUUUUAUCGUGGAUGGUUGGGAUUCAGUCUUGGGUGUCGUCGAGUAGAUGAGCCGUUUACAGCUUGGGGGACAAAUAGUUGAGGAAUCUCUUAAAUACAGCCACCAAAAACAAGCAGACACUGUAGCAAGACAACUGCGAAGUACACGUGAAGAGUUUAAUUCCAAAAUGAGGCAUAAAAUAUUCAAACAUUUUGACUCCAGACGCAGUUUUCUAGGAUGAAAUAAUAAUUUUGAGACAUCUGUUAAUGAAUUUCAGGUAACUUCUUUAAAGAUUUAUAAUGCUUUGGAGCUAAACCCUUCAAGUCUUCAUUUAGUGAUGAGUCAGCGGAAGCAGAGACUUUAUGAAAGCAGUCCAUAUGAACACAAUCUGAUGAAAUGAUGAACGUAUCGGGACAGCACUGACCAGCACUUGGUGUCUUAAACCAUGGGUUCUUGUUCCUCACUGGGUCUCAGUAUGAGGCUACAGUACAGCACAACACCACACAGGGCCUCACGAUUAAUAAAUCCUGCAUCUAAAUACUAUAUCGAUAUAGAGAAAAUGUGUUCUUUGAGGCUGGUUUAGUGUCAUAUUCAUGUAUUCUACAUAUGAUAGGAAUUUAUAGUCACUCUUAAAAAUUUUCUAAUCACACUUCUGGCACAUUUUUCUUUUUGUAAAGUUGUUGCUGAUUUACUGGAAUAUUUGUUAUUACUGUAUUAACUCUUAUCAGUUUGGCCUAUAUUAAGAUUUUCGUCACUUUCUCUUUUCCACUCUUUUAUAUUCCCUCAUCAUCCCCCUUUUCCCCCUCCCCCACCUAUCUCCCCUCUCUAACUGUUAAAUGAUCAAAUUUAAAUGAGGUAAUUGAAAGCUAUUCUAGUAUCUAUAUUACCUGGCUCCCUCACCCUGUAAUUAAUCACUUAGACCAAUUAAAGAGCC
Larimichthys crocea (large yellow croaker) is the source of this 7076-nucleotide messenger RNA. Its product is annotated as glutamate receptor ionotropic, NMDA 2C. Gene Ontology annotation, cellular component: membrane. Gene Ontology annotation, molecular function: signaling receptor activity; ligand-gated monoatomic ion channel activity. Gene Ontology annotation, biological process: monoatomic ion transport. Bases 1594 to 5787 code for a protein of 1397 amino acids. Lineage: Eukaryota; Metazoa; Chordata; Actinopteri; Sciaenidae. The record is from RefSeq and is a predicted model, not a curated record. The transcript is spliced from 16 exons.